Messenger RNA from Thlaspi arvense, 348 nucleotides. The record is from the annotation of a GenBank genome assembly. NCBI's taxonomy places the organism in Eukaryota, Viridiplantae, Streptophyta, Magnoliopsida, Brassicales, Brassicaceae.
AUGGAGAACAGUGCGAGCGAGUCCCGGAGAUCACUGACUAGGCUGCAGAGGCAAGCACCCACGGCUCUGCAUCUUGACGGUGUUUCCGAGAAUCCCUUUUUGCAGCAGUCUCGUGAUGCAGUUUCAACCGCAGCUAUUCCUCUGCUUUCACCUCUCUUUGUUUCACCAAAUCCGCACUCUUCUCUCCCUCGAGAAGGCGAUGAUUCCAAGUUCCCGGCGAACGGAACUCAACCGUCAACGGACCACAAGGAAGGGUGUCAAUAUUCCGUCAAGGCCGACCAUAGCAACCAGAUGGCUCUCUUGAAUAUGUUUCAGACCAAGUUACUGCUUGUAAAUCAUCAACGGUGA